AUGUCUCAAUUGCUUCCAACUAACUUUGUCCCAUUACAUUAUGAAGUAUUUAUUAAACCAUAUCCAUCGCAAAGAAAAUUUAUCGGAAAGACAGUCUUGACACUAUUGUGCACAACAGGAACAAAUGUAAUAGUGAUGAACGCCGUCAAUUUAAAUAAUAUAUGUGCUGUAUUACAAGAAGAAUGUGAUCAUUUAAAAAUUACAGAGAACCCUACUUAUGAGCAAAUAACACUGACUUCAAACAACAAGUUUAAUUUGGGGGAACACCAGGUGACAAUUCAAUAUGAAGGAAGACUUCCAGAUGACGAGUUGUGUGGAUUUUAUCAAUCGAAAUAUACAUUCAACGGUAAGGAAAAGGUCAUUUGUUGCACUCAGUUCUGUCCGUCUUCUGCACGUCGUGUUUUCCCAUGUUUGGAUGAACCAAAUUAUAAAGCAACUUUUUCAAUCAUCUUAGAGGUACCUCCAACAGAUGAUUGUUUUUCAAAUAUGCCAAUAAAGUCAGUCGAAUUAACUGAACAAACAAAGAAAGUGACUUUCGAGACAACACCAAAGAUGUCGACUUAUAUAUUAGCUUUUGUCACCGGAGAGUUCACAAGUUACACAAAAGUUGGUAAAAAUGGCAUCCAGCUUGGUCUGCAUUUUGCCCGGAAUCACAAAAACAUCUCCCGCUUUGCUCUUGAAGUAAUGGAUAAGUGUUUGUCGCUUUAUGAGUCUCAGUUCAAAAUUAGAUAUCCACUCACAAAGUGUGAUUGGGUUGCUCUUCCUGACUUUGAGUGUGGCGCGAUGGAAAAUUGGGGUAUAAUAACUUCGCGAGAGACCGAAGUUUGUUUAAAAGAAAACGCAUCAACACAGGCCAAAAAGCGGUCAGCAAGUGUUGUGUGCCAUGAGUUAGCCCAUAUGUGGUUUGGUGAUUUGGUGACGAUGAAGUGGUGGGAUGACAUUUGGUUGAAUGAGGGAUUUGCAAGUUACGUUGGCACUUUAUUUGGUGUUUCCACCUUGUUUCCCGAAUGGAGAAUGGAAGCAGCAAAUGUAGUUGAGUCUUUAAUACCUGCGCUUGAGUCUGAUGGAAGUAUCAACACCCAUCCCAUUUGUAUUAAAGUUGAUAAAGCAAGUGACGUACAACAAGUCUUCGACUUGAUAAGUUACAACAAAGGAAGUGCAUUGAUAAAUAUGAUAGUGAAUUAUGUUGGAUUUGACUCCUUUAUGAAUGGGGUAACUGCCUAUCUUAACAAAUUUUUAUAUCAAAAUGCGACAAGCGAUGACAUGUGGGAUUGUGUUGGAAAUGUGUGUGGAAUUGAUUUGAAAGAAGUUGUACAGGAAUGGACAUACGCUUCUGGGUUUCCAAUGGUCAGUGUUCGUUUAGAGAGAGGUAAACUAUACUUAGAACAAGAGAGGUGUGGAGUAUUAAGUGAUCAAAUCUGGCAAAUACCAAUGAUCUUGUCGUAUGAGAACAAAGUUGUAAAAUACAUUUUUAAAGACAAAAAAUCGGUUAUUGAAUGGCAAUAUCCCUAUGUAAUUGCUAAUGCUAAAUCAAGUGGAUUUUAUAGAGUGAAGUAUUCUGACGACUUAAUUACUCUUCUCGAAAAGACUAAAAUAUCACAUUUGGAAGUACUGACUUUAUGUGACGAUUUAUUUACACUUGGAAAAUUGGGCGUUUUGUCCUCAACGCAGUACCUCAGUUUUAUUCGACAGAUCGAUCCAAUUACAGUCGAAACGUAUCAACUCUCAAGAUGUAUUUUAAAACAUUUCAGUGAGUUAAAAACUGUUUUUAAAGAUUCUCGAGUCAAACGAUACAUCAGACAACAAAUGAAACGACUGUUGUUUCCAAUUUAUAGUGAAUUGGGUUACAACGUCCAAUUGGGAGAGUCAAGUGAAGCCACAUCCUUGCGCUCUUGUUGUGUCGCUUUAUUCAAACGAAAAGAAUUCUACAACAACGCAAGUCGAAGUGUCUUGAACAAUGAAAUAGGAAGAUUGUCUGGUGAAUUAAUUUUACCGACUUGUUAUAUUGCAGGUAGAUAUGGGGACGAUGUUGUAUUUUCUAAAUUGUGUCAACUUUACACGACUGGAGAGACCGUUGAAAUUCGUCGAGUUGCGUUGAAAGCUAUUGCAUCGACCAAAAACGAAGAACUUAUUAAAAAAGCACUCAGUUUCAUCGAAUCGACGGUGAGGCAACAAGACGUUGGAUUUGCUUUUGCAGAACUGUUUAGUGGAGAGAGUGAAUUGCCUACAGAUUAUGUCAUCACCCACAUCAACGAUAUCAACAAGAAAUAUGGUGGUGGAAUGUCAUCAAUUCGGAAAUGUAUAUUGAAUUCUAUGUUAGGGAAAUAUUCGACUCGUGACCGUGUCAAUUUCUUCAUGAAAUUCUUUGAAGACCACAAGUGUGAAGGGUCUGAAAAUUGCAUUAAACAAGGGAUUGAGAAGAUGUCUACAAGAGCAUCUUGGCUUGAAAGAGAUUUUCCAAAUAUACUUCAAUGUAUAGAAUCAUAA
This is a messenger RNA of Entamoeba invadens IP1, 2487 nucleotides long. RefSeq names its product aminopeptidase 2, putative. Lineage: Eukaryota; Evosea; Mastigamoebida; Endamoebidae. Bases 1 to 2487 code for a protein of 828 amino acids. Gene Ontology annotation, molecular function: peptide binding; metalloaminopeptidase activity; zinc ion binding. Gene Ontology annotation, biological process: peptide catabolic process; proteolysis. Gene Ontology annotation, cellular component: cytoplasm. The record is from RefSeq and is a predicted model, not a curated record. The transcript has a single exon.